Microthlaspi erraticum is the source of this 486-nucleotide messenger RNA. Lineage: Eukaryota; Viridiplantae; Streptophyta; Magnoliopsida; Brassicales; Brassicaceae. The record is from the annotation of a GenBank genome assembly.
AUGAAGAUCAAAUUGAGUUCAUCCUUGAGGGGUUACCUGAAGACUACAAGCCUGUUGUCGAACAAAUUGAAGGCAGAGAUCUUCCGCCAUCCAUCACUGAGAUCCAUGAGAAACUUCUUACCAAAGAAGCAAAGCUCAUCUCACAGGCUCCGACUAUCUCCAUUGCUGUUCCAAUCACUGCCAAUGUUGCUUCUACACAGCCUCGUCAGUUUCCACAAAGAAACCAAUCUCGUCAGAGUCACAACUGGCAACACAACAACUACUCUCAGAAUCCGCAGACCCGACCAGAGAAUCGCAACAGCAAUCGCGGCUACCAGGGCAAGUGUCAAUUAUGUGGCGUUUUUGGACACAGUGCAAAGCGCUGUCCACAGCUCCCACAAUACCAAUCCACUCAGUCCAACAGCAUUCUCCCCACAUCCUCACGGCCUUGGCAACCACGAGCCAAUAUUUCUGUCGCCUCUCCAACUCCAACCAAUGCGUGGUUAA